GGCUGUCAGUGUGGAGUAGUGCUGGAGGCUGCAAGGGAACUGUGGAAAGUUCCUGAGAGUGCAAAAAGGCAAUCAUUCACAGAGAAUCACAGAAAGAAGACUGAGACUCUUUCUCAAAAAGGAUAUAGAACCCGUUCUCGCACCUCGGGCCUGUUGCGCAGGCUGCGAUUGCUGGGGCAGCACCUUGGGGACUUAAAGGAAGUUGGGACUGGGCAGCGUGGUGAUGAUGUGGCUGUCUCAGGAGUGGGCCUGGCAGGCUGUUCUCCUGCUGAUUGGACUCGCAUCGCUGAGCUGCAGGUCUGAUGCAAACAUGUUGGACACCAUGCUACUGAAGAGUGGAUGGAAGGAGGGAACGGAGCGGCUGGUGGGGGAGAGCAGCAGCACAGCCACAGUUUCAGCCCAGAACAUCCUGCGGUGCCACUGCUACCCCCAGUGCCCCGAUGGCUCUGUCAACAACACUUGCACGACUAAUGGCUUCUGCUUCACCAUGGUGACGGAGGAGGAAGGGGGUCAUGCUGUAAUGUCAGCAGGCUGUCUGGCACUGGGCGGCUCCGAGUUCCAGUGCAGAGACACAUGGAGUGCACGUUCAUGGAGAACUCUUGAGUGUUGCACGGAUCAAGACUACUGCAACAGGGACCUACAUCCAACUCUGCCCUCACUUGUGACAUCAGAAUACGUGGACAGCAGUAUCCAGUACAUAGCGCUCUUCAUUUCAGUCACAGUUUGCAGCAUCCUUGGUGUUAUUCUUGUCUUCUGCUACUACAGAUAUAAGAGGCAGACAUCACAGCCGCGCUACAGUAUUGACCUAGAGCAGGAGGAGACCUACAUUCCUCCAGGGGAGUCUCUGAAGGACCUGAUUGAGCACUCCCGCAGCAUUGGCUCUGGCUCUGGCUCUGGACUCCCUCUGCUGGUUCAGCGUACCAUCGCCAAGCAGAUUCAGAUGGUUAAGCAGAUCGGAAAAGGACGAUAUGGUGAAGUCUGGAUGGGCAAAUGGAAAGGGGAGAGAGUAGCUGUCAAAGUCUUCUUCACCACCGAGGAGGAGAGCUGGUUCAGAGAGACAGAAAUUUAUCAGACCUUUCUAAUGAGGCAUGACAACAUACUGGGUUUCAUAGCAGCUGACAUUAAAGGAACCGGCUCAUGGACUCAGCUCUACUUAAUCACAGACUACCAUGAGAAUGGAUCCUUGUAUGACUACCUCAAGUCCAACACUUUAGACGUCAAGUCUCUGCUGAAGUUGGCAUAUUCCUCCAUUUCAGGCCUGUGUCACCUGCACACAGAGAUCUACGGCACACAGGGUAAACCUGCUAUAGCACACCGAGACCUGAAGAGCAAAAACAUUUUGGUGAAGAAAAAUGGAUUCUGCUGUAUAGCAGACCUGGGCCUUGCUGUUAAGUUUAACAGUGAUAUAAAUGAAGUAGAUAUUCCUCAUAACCUUCGAGUUGGAACCAAGCGCUACAUGCCACCUGAGGUGUUGGAUGAGUCUCUGAACAGGAGCACCUUUCAGUCUUUUAUUAUGGCUGACAUGUAUAGUUUUGGACUAAUUCUUUGGGAGAUGACUCGGCGUUGCAUCUCUGGAGGUGUUGUGGAGGAAUAUCAGCUGCCUUAUCAUGACCUCGUUCCCACUGACCCUUCCUAUGAGGACAUGAGAGAGGUUGUCUGCAUUAAGAAGCAAAGACCAUCAUUUGCUAACCACUGGAGCCAUGAUGAGGGUCUAAAACAGAUGGGAAAACUGAUGUCAGAGUGCUGGGCUCACAACCCGGCCUGCCGACUCACAGCACUGCGGGUGAAGAAGACCCUGGCAAAGAUGUUAGAAUCCCAAGACAUCAAAUUAUAACAGAGUUAAGAGAGGUGCUCUCCUCACCCACAGACUUGUCAUUGCCACUGGCAGAGGCCAAUCUCAAUGGCCAAGAGAAGAAAGGGAAAAAUAAGAGACUGUGAAUAAUAGGGAAAAAAACUGACAGCGAGGAAAAGUGAUGGAGAUAAUGGUCACCGAGGGGACACAAUAAAAAGAGAAGCAAAAGAUUUAUUUCAAUGCGGGAGAUGCUCCCCCCCCCCACCGACUGUCUGAACCAUGUCUGCCUCAGACUAAGUUUUCAGGUUGUGCUUUCUGUGAAAGCUGAGUGAUUGCCAGAUCCAGACUGUCCAGGUGGACACGUGGUGAAGGACAGCUGCAGGAGAGAACUCAAAUCCCUCUUAUCAGGUCCAAACAGAAGGACACCCUGCACUGCUUUCUAAAGCCAUAUAGCAGUAUUAUAUUAUCAGUCUUUUGUACUGUCACAGCUGCCUUUUCGUGUGUUUGUGCGUGUGUUUUCCUUUUUUUUGUUUUUGUUUUGUGAGAGUCACUGCAUGAAAAGUUUGCAGUCCUAUUCAUGGUGACUGUAUUCAUCCAAAGAAAUAUUAAGUCUAAUCAGCAACCUCAUUGUAAAAUAUGUAUUGUUAUUAUUGUUAUUAUUAUUAUUAUUGUUAUUAUAAAAAGAUAAGUCUACAUUCUGUAAUUGUUUUAUUUUUGCUUUUUUUCAUUUCUCUCUAAUGUGUCUUUCAUUGUAAUUUUAGGGCCUAGCUCUCCCUCAUAGUCUCCCCUUUUUACUGACAGUUCUUUUGUACAGAGUUGAUUUGAAGUCUGUUAAUUAU
Molecule: messenger RNA, 2631 nt
Organism: Menidia menidia (Atlantic silverside)
Lineage: Eukaryota; Metazoa; Chordata; Actinopteri; Atheriniformes; Atherinopsidae
Source: the annotation of a GenBank genome assembly